AUGACAUCAAAAAACGCUUUCAUCUCCUUCUCCUUCCUAAUCAUCUUCAUAAUUAGCUACCACUUCAGCACAACCGUAGCUCAAUCUCCGGCCCAAGCCCCGUCUCAGGAUCACCCGCCCUCUCAAACAACUACAUCCCCGGCUCAAGCGCCAACAACCGUCCCACUGGUCCAAGCCCCGCCGGCCAAAGCUCAGAGACGCACCGGACCCACCAACGCCACCGAAAUCCUCGAAAAAGCGGGCGGAUUCAGCGUCUUCAUCCGCCUCCUUCGAAGCACCGACGUCAUUACACAGAUCGAAAACAACCUCAACGCCUCCAACAGUGUCACCAUCUUGGCCCCGACCAACGGCGGAUUUUCGGCACUCAAGCCGGGAACUCUCAACACCCUCAGUCCCCAACAAAAGACUCAACUCAUUGGCUACCACGUCCUUCCCACCUUCAUUGCGCUCCAAAACUUCCAAACCCUAACGAAUCCAAUCCACACUCAAGCCAGCAACACCCGUGGCUUCCAACUCAACAUCACCACCGAUGGGUCCUCGGUCAACAUAUCAACCGGCGUCAUCAACACCACCAUUUCCGGGACGGUUUAUAGCGAUAAUCAGCUGGCUAUUUACCGUGUCGACAGCGUUCUACUCCCGAAAGCCAUUUUUGCUUCAAAGGAGAGUUCGCCGGCGCCUGCUCCGGGGCCGGUAGCAGUGAAGCCUAAGAAGGAGUCUUCAUCGUCAUCAUCUUCUUCUUCGACAACAUCAGCAUCAAGUAGUGGAUCACCAUCGUCGUCAUCGUCAUCAAAACCUUCAUCAGGGUCGGCAGCGGCGGCGGCGGCGGCGGCAGCGGAACCAGAAGGGCAAGUUGCCGAAUCGGAUACUUCUGGUGUCUUUAAGACUACCGGAAAUAGCGUGAUGUCUGUUGGACUUGCUCUGGUUACUGCAGUCUUCAUGUUGAGUCGGUUUAAUCAAUUUGCUUGA
Morus notabilis is the source of this 966-nucleotide messenger RNA. Its product is annotated as fasciclin-like arabinogalactan protein 12. Bases 1 to 966 code for a protein of 321 amino acids. The record is from RefSeq and is a predicted model, not a curated record. The transcript has a single exon. Lineage: Eukaryota; Viridiplantae; Streptophyta; Magnoliopsida; Rosales; Moraceae.